AUGCGUCCGAAGGUUGCCACAAAAUCUGCAUAUGAAGAGAGCAGAGCAUCCGACUUCUCCCAUAGAGAAAUGGCUAGUGAGCAGUAUCGUCAAUUCUGGGCAGGCUUCAUAGAAAUUUAUCAUGAGAAUGAGUGCCUGUGGAGAGUGAAGAGCGCGGACUAUUCCAACAGGAACAAGAAGAAUCGGGCAUUUCAACAGUUGAUCGAGUACAGUAGAGGCCAAAACAGUUCUGCGGACAUUGGUUGGGUGAAGAAGAAGAUUUCUAAUUUCCGAACAGUCUUCAUAAAGGAGCACAAGAGGGUGGAAGAGUCACAGCGAUCCGGAGCCGGGACAGAUGAGGUCUAUAAGCCGACGCUGUGGUACUAUGACCUCUUCAAGUUCACGUUGGAGCAGGAGCCGCGGACAAGGUCACUGGGAAGCCUGGAUCCAGAAUCUCCAAUCCUCCUGGAAGAGGAGGCCCAGGAGAGUCUGGAUCUGGAUCUUACCCAGGAGCUGGAGGUGGAGCAGUUGACUCCGGAAUCUGCAGAGGUGGUCGAGUCUGAGGAAUCUGCAGCACCUCAGCCACGUCCUCCCACACGACGGAGGACAUCCAGGAGAGUCACCUCUGCCGCCUCCAGCUCACAGCAUUUUUUUGCACAUGCUGAGGAGGUUCUGAAUAGGUCCCCGGAUUAUGAACAAACCUUUGCCAAUUUCAUUGCGGCGGAGAUGAGGCAGAUGACUGAGGAUCAAAAGAGGAUCCACAAGCGCCUGGUACUUGAUGCUACCACACGCGCCAUCGACCGGACACUGGUUGAUGAGUGUGAGAUAGGGCCACCUGCCAGGCGCCAUCUCCAAAAUGUUCCCCCAUCCACCUUUCCACAUCACCAUCCCAUGCAGUAUGCACCGGGAAACUCUCCUCAUCAGAUGUCUUAUUUUCCGACGGGACCCACACAGCCCAGCCCCUCCCCUCAGCCUAGCACAUCGUCCAGUAGCAUGUACUCAGACAUGCCACCUUCACAGGCAUCGGUCCUGGGCGACCCUCGUUUUUUUAAUUUAUAAUUUUUUUUUCAGCCCGGUUUUUUAGUAAGUGUAAAAAUCUGUUGUUGACCUUUUUCCUACACUGUUGCUCCAAGUGAACUAUACUGAGGUCUAUAGUUCCGCAGCGUUGGUUUUAUGACCUCAUUGUCCCGGACUUUUGAUCGUUGUGAUAAGUCCACUCCUUGUGCUCCUUCGGAGAGAGAAAUGACUGCAUAGGAAAGAAAAGAGUUAAACAUCCUGUGAGGGGUGGACCUAGCUGUGAGGAAAGUACAGCCUUUGGAAAAAGAGGAGGGGUAAUAUAUAUAGGGAAUGCUAGGCCAGCUUGGUCUCUCUUGCUGCUGAAUUGCCUUCCCGCCCUCCCGCCCUGUCGGUAGAGGUUCUGGCACGGAGUGCCUUGGCGUUGAAUUGUUGGCUGGUUUUAUCGUUGGCUAUUUUGUUGGCGGAAAAGAACGGCAGGUUGUAGUUUGUCUGGUUAGCUAUAGUGAUUUACAGUUUGGUGUGGUUUAGGUGCACUCACCUCCAUCGACUUUUAAGGACGCUCGACCACCCGUCCGGGAGCAGCGGCAGGCACCCAUCAGGGUGGGUAGUCACUGUGGGGGUUGAGUUGGGCACCUAUUACCGAUUUUAUAGUUUGUAUUUAAAUUAGGAUAGUUUGAAUUUUAACGUUUUUUAAGAUUAGCGUCAGUUCAAUAGAGCCGUUCUUUUUUCUGCCACCAUAUGCCGGCUGAAUCGGCAUGUUAAAUACAUUUUCAAUUUACAGGUUUGCUAAUGGUUAGGGUACAAUAAAUAGCUAACAAUUUUUCUGCCAAAUUCAAGUCUCCGUGUCAUUAUAUCUUGGUAUUAGAGGUAAUGAAUGCUUUACUUUGAAUG
Molecule: messenger RNA, 1887 nt
Organism: Pseudophryne corroboree (corroboree frog)
Lineage: Eukaryota; Metazoa; Chordata; Amphibia; Anura; Myobatrachidae
Exons: 3
Coding region: 1-1038 (345 amino acids)
Source: RefSeq, a predicted model, not a curated record